This is a messenger RNA of Bathycoccus prasinos, 369 nucleotides long. RefSeq names its product 60S acidic ribosomal protein P1. Gene Ontology annotation, molecular function: ribonucleoprotein complex binding; structural constituent of ribosome; protein kinase activator activity. The coding region runs from base 1 to 369 and encodes 122 amino acids. Gene Ontology annotation, cellular component: cytosolic large ribosomal subunit; ribosome. The record is from RefSeq and is a predicted model, not a curated record. Gene Ontology annotation, biological process: cytoplasmic translation; translational elongation. NCBI's taxonomy places the organism in Eukaryota, Viridiplantae, Chlorophyta, Mamiellophyceae, Mamiellales, Bathycoccaceae. The transcript is spliced from 2 exons.
AUGUCGGAGAUUUUCGCGCGAUGUUUUAGAGCGGGCCCCGGCGAGGAGGGCUCUGGAGAACUUGCUUGCACUUACGCGGCCCUCAUCUUGCACGAUGACGGCCAAGAAAUCACCGAAGACAAGAUCAACGCGGUCGUCAAGGGCGCCGGUAUCACCAUCGAACCGUACUGGGCGGGCUUGUUUUCCAAAUUCUUGCAAUCCAAACCGGUUGAAGAGUUGAUCUCCAACGUCGGCGGCGGCGGCGGUGGCGGCGGCGGCGGUGGCGGUGGCGGUGGUGGCGACGCUGGCGGUGGCGGUGGCGGUGAAGCCGCGAAGGAGGAAGAGGUGGAAGAAGAAGAAGAAGACAUGGGCUUUGACUUGUUCGAUUAA